GGAGCGGCAAACCUCAGCCAGUGGGAGCCACGAUCGGCCGAACCUGCGGACGCAGCAGACAGGUCCUCCCACUUUGAACUAUGACAGGUGAUGAAGUGGAUGGCACCAUGGGAUGAUCCGAGUGGAGGAAAAGUUGUCUGGUUGCCAGAUGCCAUGGGAAAGGCAGGAGAUUAAAGAAGUUCCGGAAACUGUAAAGGAAAUGACCCAAAGAACUGUCUCAAUAUCAGUCUUGCAACACUUCCCAUGAAUCGGAUACUAUGCAAUGAUAAAGUAUUGUCGCAGCAGUACGACAGCUUCAGUCUCAAGCAUUUCAAUCAUCUCUGAGUCUCAGACCCAAGACCCUAAGGUAAACAAGAUACCAGCCUUUUGCAAGGAGGAGGUUUCAUUCCUGUCUGUUUCCAAGAAAAAGAGGAUGGCUGCCACUCUAGGACUUAUUUCCAUGUUUUGUAGUGUCAUGUUAUUUCCUACGUUGCAUGCUGUCUUUGUGUAUACAGGGUCGAAGUCAUCAUCCGCACCCAUUGCCAACUUGACGCUGAAUCCCAGAAAACUAAAACUGACCUGGGACAGCAGUGUCACUGUUACUGAAUACACCUGUUUUAUGAAUGCAAGCCAGCGAUCCAUAGGGAAAAAGGUGUACAAUAAAACCUGCAUGUUUAGCAUAAACCAAGCUAAGCCUAUACAUAAGGGGGCAUUAUUUCGAGUUGAAGCAAUGUACAACCACACUUUAUAUUCAGCAGAAGGCAGAUUCAUUCCUCAAGGCAUGCAUGGAACAUCUGUUGAAAAUUUCUCCUGUGUGAUUUACAACGUUUCCUUCAUGAAUUGCACUUGGAAGGCUGGCAGGAAUGCCCCAGAAGAUACCCAGUAUUUUCUUUUCUGGCAAUACUCAAAGGAAGAAGAUGUACAAGAGUGUCCACAUUACAUAAGAGAUGCACUUGAAAGACAUAUCGCAUGCAGUUUUCAAGAUGUGAAAGACAUUAAAAAGAAAGUUUACUUCCUGGUGAAUGGGUCCAGCAACGAAUCAGAGAUUCAGUUUUAUGAUGAGUACAUCGACUUGUAUAAAAUUGAAAAACUCACUCCUCCAUUAAAUAUCACUGUAAACUGUUCUGAAGACCGACCAGAGUGUAUAGUGCGAUGGAAACGGCCCCAGCUAAGCCAUUUUGAAGGAAAUGGAGAUAACUGCUUUGAGUAUCAAAUUGACAUUCGAAAUAAGAAAACUAACGCCAAUCCCAAGGAAAGCUGCAACGAGUGUCCUACGGUACCAGAAACAAGAUACACAUUUCAGAAUUACAAUGUCAAAAAAAAAUACACCUUGCAAAUCAGAGCAAAAGGAGAUAGUUGUGUCAUAAGCGAGAAUUGGGGGGAAUGGAGUGAGCCCAUUGAGUUUGGUAACCCAGAUGAUGCAGUUCUUACAUAUAAAAUUGUUUUACUCCUCAUAGCACUUGGAACAAUCCUUGUGGCACUGGUAAUAUUUUUUCUCUGCAAAAGAUACUGCAGUUUGAAAAAAAUGUUUUCUCCAGUUCCGCAACCAAAAAACAAAUUUGGGGAACUUUUCCAAAUAUCCGAUAAACAUAUACAGGUAAGUUUUCCUUAUGUAAAAUGUGUUGAUUGUAAGGAUCUAUCACAGACUGGAAGGUCUGACACAAAAAGUCGAGGUUUGCAUUUCAAUUUAUAAACAUUAAGAGAGUUUGAUGUGAAUUCUUCUUUGCUGUUGUUCAGUGUUGUGUGCUGUUAAACAAUUGUUCCAGCCCACUGGUUCUCCCAUUCUAAUGCUGAGUGACUAUUGAUACUGGUCAAUUACAGGUAAUUCUGACCAGUGUCACGUGACUAGGGCCAAAACAUAAAGAUAAUUCUUUUGCCAGUCCUGCAGUUUUGCUUCUUCAUACAGUCUUAACAUGCUUGAAUAAAGACUGCAGAACUUCCAUUCACAUUAAUUGGAGUUUUGCCUGAGUAAAAACUGUGAGAACCAAAGUGUUUCAUCCUUUAUCUACAAUCUAUUUGGGUUAAUAGAAAACUACACAUCAGAGAGAUGUUCACAGACUGAGAAUAACUUUAUUUUUCUUUACCAUGUCUGGGAGAACUCAAAGAGAAGUUCAGAAUUCAAAUCACCUCCUUUACUUUUAUUCAGUGUGACAUGGCUAGUUGACAUUUAGCUCUUGACCAUCACGUCAAUAGUGUUGAAAUAAACAUGAUUGGCUCUUAGCUGGAAGAUAUGAAUGUAUUGUUUUCUGGACACAUUUUUACAUUGCAAAACAAUAUAAUGUUGAUUUUGCCUUUGAGGUAUCAUAAUACUGGUGUACCAAUGUUGUUUUCCUCUUAAUGAUAACUCUCUGAUAACCAAGAGGUGGGAUCAUAAAGAAAAAUUAAAGGGAAAAAAUGAAAUAUUUCCAUUAAAUACCUUUAACCAUUAAAUGAAUAAACUGAAGUCUCAAGUGGUAAAUCUCUAGUUAAUCUCAUGUAUGAAACUAAGGGAGAUUUUAUUUCCUCU
Mauremys mutica (yellowpond turtle) is the source of this 2485-nucleotide messenger RNA. RefSeq names its product granulocyte-macrophage colony-stimulating factor receptor subunit alpha-like. Bases 263 to 1672 code for a protein of 469 amino acids. Gene Ontology annotation, molecular function: protein binding; cytokine receptor activity. NCBI's taxonomy places the organism in Eukaryota, Metazoa, Chordata, Testudines, Geoemydidae. The record is from RefSeq and is a predicted model, not a curated record. Gene Ontology annotation, biological process: cytokine-mediated signaling pathway. The transcript is spliced from 13 exons. Gene Ontology annotation, cellular component: membrane; external side of plasma membrane.